AUGGGCCAUAUGUUCAGUGCCAACAGUGACAAGUCUAAAGACAUUGUAUCAGUAGAAGAAGGUCUAUAUCAGAGAUUGUUGACAGCUGACAAGGCUAGAGACAUUAUAUCAGUAGAAGAAGGUCUAUAUCAGAGAUUGUUGGCAAGUGACAAGGCUGGAGACAUUAUAUCAGUAGAAAAAGGUCUAUAUCAGAGAUUGUUAACAGCUGACAAGGCUAGAGACAUUAUAUCAUUAGAAAAAGGUCUAUAUCAGAGAUUGUUGACAGUUGACAAGGCUAGAGACAUUAUAUCAGUAGAAAAAGGUCUAUAUCAGAGAUUGUUAACAGCUGACAAGGCUAGAGACAUUAUAUCAGUAGAAAAAGGUCUAUAUCAGAGAUUGUUAACAGCUGACAAGGCAGGAGACAUUAUAUCAGUAGAAGAAGGUCUAUGUCAGAGAUUGUUGACAGAAGACAAGGCAGGAGACAUUAUAUCAGUAGAAGAAGGUCUAUAUCAGAGAUUGUUGACAGAAGACAAGGCAGGAGACAUUAUAUCAGUAGAAGAAGGUCUAUAUCAGAGAUUGUUGGCAAGUGACAAGGUUGGAAGCUGUGAACAAACAUGA
Candidula unifasciata is the source of this 597-nucleotide messenger RNA. NCBI's taxonomy places the organism in Eukaryota, Metazoa, Mollusca, Gastropoda, Stylommatophora, Geomitridae. The record is from the annotation of a GenBank genome assembly.